This is a messenger RNA of Enterobius vermicularis (human pinworm), 756 nucleotides long. The record is from the annotation of a GenBank genome assembly. Lineage: Eukaryota; Metazoa; Nematoda; Chromadorea; Rhabditida; Oxyuridae.
AUGGGGACUGAUGAUUGGCUUAUCCAACGAUUACCACCUCAUUUGCAAGCAAUUUCCGUAAUUAUAGGUGGCGUUCUUGUACAACUGUCGUUGGGUGGAAUAUAUACAUUUGGCAAUAUGCUUCCCUACUUGAUUUCUUAUAUACGUGCAAGAGUCGACUCAACAAUGACCAGUGGUACACUAAUUUGGCUUCAAACGCUAAUGGCUGGGAUACCCUUCGCUCUAGUUCUCGGUGGAUAUCUGGAAAAGAAAAUUGGACCAAGACCUGCAACGCUUCUUGGAUGUUUACUAUAUACGACGUCAGUAGCCCUUACCUACUACUCCUUGCAAAAAUCAUUUUUUCUGGUUAUGAUAACUCUUGGGCUGUGUGCAACUACUGGUUUAGGAAUUGCCUACAAUACUGUUCUGAUACUUGCACAACAAUGGUUUCCGACUCGAAUCGGUUUUGCAAGCGGUAUUAUUGUUGGCGGUUUUGGAUUUUCGGCGUUUAUUUUUUCACCAAUACAGACGAAAUACAUAAAUCAGCAUAAUUACGUUGUCAAUACUCAAGGAUAUUUUACGCAGAAGGAUCUGUUAGAUCGUGUUCCUAAAGUGUUUCUGUUAUUGGCAGGAAUCUACGCUGUCUUGCAGAUCCUGGGCAUCAUUUUACUGUGCCGGCCUUCAUCAGUCAGUAAAAUUACUUCUUUCUUUACCACUUUAGAAAUCAAGCAAAGCACCUUACAAAAGAUCCCUGAUGAACCAUUCAGUAAGCUUUAA